AUGGAAUCAGUAACCAGUUUCUUCUGGCAUGAAGGGCAGAAGGUUAGUGGGUCAUCGGUAAUGCCAGAGAAACGUGGCUCUGGUAAGGAACAGUCUGGGAAGGGCAAUAAUGUUGAAGCAGGCAUCCCGGGAGCCGUUGCAGGCUCAGGUUCAAGCGUUCAGAAGCUGAUGACUGACACCUUGAUCGAGAAGAUCAUGAAGAUGGCGCUACCACCAACCACUGAAAUGGGCAUGGAAAGCCUUGAGACAAGAAUAGCAGCAGCCAGGGAAAGACCAAACCUGUCAGUGCAGAUUAUGAGCCGAAACUUUGUGCUGAUGAACUCACGGCUCAGUUUGCCUUUCACAAUGGUAGACGAGGUGAACAAGAUAUUCGGGUGGUCUAAUCCGGCGUACACGAUCUCAAUUAUCUUGAUUUACAGCUACGUGGUGUUGAAACCGAUCCCAACGAUAACGUCCAUUCCGAUCUUUUACCUGCUGUUCGGCGUAAUGGUUCCUCAGUUCCUCUAUAUCCACAAGCCGAACGGGUCGCCAUUUCUGGAUACGAAUAUGCGGCCAGCGGAAGGUCCUCCACUGAGAAAGGCUGAAGUCCCCAAGCCGGUGCCGGAAUUGAGCCAGGAGUUCAUCCUGAAUUUGACCGAUCUCCAGAACCGCCUUUUGUUAUAUGUGAAAACCUACGACUUCCUGAAUGCUUUCCUAGCGAAGUUUGCCUUCUUUACGGAUGAAAAGAUCUCAUCUGUGGCGUUCGUUCUGCUAUUGUUGGUCGGCCUGGUGAAUGCCCUCUUCAUGGACUUUUUCGCUAGAUUCAUGCCCAUCAAGGCGACCUUGUUGCUUCUGGGCUGGUCCUUCGCAAUACUUAUGCACCCGCAUAAUCGAGAGAGAUUCUUCUCAACAGUAUAUUCAGAAGAGACACGGCUGAAUUUACUGGCGCUAACGAAUAGAUACGAGAAACUUGUUAAUGAACAAUUACGUUACAUGGAAGCCAGGGAGCAUCGCGUGGUAGCGGUAUAUGAAAUACAGAGCUUUAAGCAAUGCAAGGAAUGGGUGCCUGUCGGGUACUCAAGUGAUGAUUUUACUCUGUUUUCAAAAUUGCGGUUAAGUCAGGAAAAGAUCGAAGACCAUUGUGCACAAUCCUUGGACGAGGUAAAGCCGCCUGUUGACUGGGACUGGCUCGACGGCACGAAUUGGGCAUUGGACUUGGAUCCGACCGAAUGGCUUGAAGAUGGAUUUGUCGAAUAUAUUGACGUUGACCUGGGCACCAAAUGGGUCUAUGAUCUCAAUAUCGACGGUACGAGAGGUGGAUACCGCAGAAGAAUGUGGACUAAUUUGUGCGUUCGAAAGAUAGAAUUUGAAUCUGAGGCGGGCAUACCAGAAGAUUCCAAGACUCCCACUAAUACAUCCGCUAAACCGGAAGCCAUUGCUCGCGGCUCUCCUAGGGUAACGAGAGGUUCUAUGUCCGGAUCAAUACAUUCGGAUGAUAAUCUCAAGGCCGGAAGACCAAGCAUGAAGAAGAGCGGCUCUAACCUAUCGGUGAACAGCCAACUGAGUACCGCGAACAGCAUUCCUUCACUGAGUAAGGAAUCUUCAAAAGCCAUCGACAGCUUGACGAAUGUCCUAAACUGCGAUUGA
Molecule: messenger RNA, 1626 nt
Organism: Torulaspora globosa
Lineage: Eukaryota; Fungi; Ascomycota; Saccharomycetes; Saccharomycetales; Saccharomycetaceae
Gene: PEX29
Product: Pex29p
Exons: 1
Coding region: 1-1626 (541 amino acids)
Biological process (GO): peroxisome organization
Cellular component (GO): peroxisomal membrane
Source: RefSeq, a predicted model, not a curated record